GACUGAAGCAUCCCAUCCGAGUAUCCUCAGUCUUCGCGGAUGAGUUAAUUGGGAGGUCGGGAACGACGAAAACCGAUCGGCCGAUUCCGUACGAGCGUGUAGGCCGGAAAGGAGAGCCGUGCGAUCGAUUCAACCGAACGGGACAAGUGGCGCGAGAAGGGUGUUCAUCUUACAACUCCACCUCGUUCGGUCGAGUUCCUCUCGUUUCGAUCGAAGUUUUUCAGCGUUGACCGGGAAAUCGGGAAACGCGCCCAAAAUGCACGCCAUCGAGGCGAAAUUGAUCUUUAUCGAGCCUUGAAGCGAAUUACGGCGGAUUCCCGUCCGUAGAGGAGAGAUCGAGAGGAAGGAACGGAGAGAGAGAGAGAGAGAGGGAGAGAGAGAUUGAGUGAGAGAGAGAGAGAGAGAGAGAAAAAAAAAGAACGAAAGUAAAAACCGAUGCGUCGCUCGAUGGAAAAACAGUGCAAAUUCCACGAUCGAUCAACUUUUUUCACAGUGGAUUCGUGAGAAUAGAAAGUCGGCGUGGAAAGGGUCGUGCGAGAACGCGUCCGGCACCGGUGCGAAAAGAAGUGAAAGAAGUAAAUAGAUGACCGAGAUCGGUCGCGAAGAUGCGUUCCGUCCAUCAGAUAGUUUUGCUUUUCCUUGCUGCGCUAAGCGGCGGGUUCACGUCGACGGGAAAUCGGGUCGAGGCGAUCUGGCCGAAAAUGGAAAAUCCGUUCAGCACCGUCUGGCGAAGUUUCUCCUCGCUGUCGACGACUUCCGACUCCUCCGGAUCGGAGCGUAGCAGCUCCUCGUUCGAGGAAGAGGAUUGCGCAGAAUGCGCCCACAACAAGAUUAGUUCGCUCGCGAGCGAUCCAAUUUUGACCGAGUUCAGGGUCGAGUACGUCAAGCAGCAAAUUCUCAAGAAACUGCGACUUUCCAAGCCACCGGAGAUAUCGAUGCCGCUCUCGACCUUGCCAAAGCCUCUGAUAAACGGUCGUGUGCUCGAACUUCGACCUGGGGCGCCCCUCGAGCCGGAAAAAUCGGUCGAUAGUUUCUACGGAAAAACCGAUCAAAUCGUCGUGUUCCCAAACGAAGGUGUAGCCGACUCGAAAAAAUGUCGACAGAGUUCGAACCAUUUGACCGGGUUCAAUCCCGCGGCCUGCUUCACGUUUUAUCUGCCGAACGAGUUGCAAUUUGUGGACGUGACCUCCGCGCAGUUAUGGUUUUACAAAGAGUACGACGAGAACGACGAUCUGAAUCAGACAUUUGUGCUCUCGGAACUCGAUCAUUGGGACCUGGACGGAAAUUUUGAGAAGAAUACCAUGGUUGCGAUCUUUGAGACGGAUAUCGGAGAGGGAUGGGUUAAAGCGGACGUGAGCUUCACGCUGAACAAAUGGGUAGAGGAGCUCCGACUGAACCACGCGAUACAAAUAGCUUGCAGCACCUGUUCGAUCGACCGCGACACCGCGCCGGUGUCCAUCGAGAUGACAUUGAAACCGUUCCUCGUGAUCCACACGUCGCCGUUGCCGCAGAAGAACCGUCCGAAGAGGAAUUCGAAUUGUCUACCGGAGAUGAAGGAAUGCUGCAGGGACGAAUUGUACAUAAAUUUCGAAGACAUCGGUUGGAGCGACUGGAUCCUACACCCGAGCGGGUAUCACGCCUAUUUUUGUCGCGGUUCUUGUUCAUCCGCGGCUUCGUUGACCGCCAGCGGUUCCGCGUACAACAACGUGAUCAGGAGGUUGUUGGCCAGAAGGGGCAACACGAUGCACCGUAAAAGCGAGAUCGUGCCGUGUUGCUCGCCGACGCAACUGUCGGCCAUACAGCUGCUGUACGUCGACUCGAACAACACGAUCACGCAGAAAACGUUGCCGAACAUGGUGGUCGAAGCUUGCGGCUGUAUGUGAGGCGACCCCCGCCCCGGCGUAUGUCGAUCGAGGCAGAUACGAGAACGAAAGAUAAACAAAAAGGCCGACCUUCAAAACUUCCGAUUCGCCACCGAGCACACGACACGAUUCCGUUGGUAUAUCGUGUUUCAGUCGCCCAAACGCUUGAACCGUGUACAUUGAGAUUCGCCUGGAUCGUACAUCAACAAAUUUCUCUUUUGCAUCGAAAGCGGUGACACGAGUUAACGUCGAGGUUCGACGUUACGCGUGACACCGAUCGAAAGGAAGACGCAUCCCAACGUUUGCGCAAGCGUGUUUACCCGUGUAAACGAGCGAAACAGUAUUUCCUUUUUUUCUGUGUUUACUGCUUGCCCCCGCUCUCUACUAUUUUGCUACACUUUGUCGCUUUGUCUAUUGAUACGUCAUUGUUCGGCCCUUUAAUUUCGAGCCCCUGAACCGGCUCUGAACUGUGCUGUGAACCCACAACCGUUUCUCAUAUAGAAAUCAUCGACCGUUUUCUCUGAUUUGCACGGAUCCGUCUAGAGUAGAUUUUUAGCUUAUUCGGACUAUCUAAACGUUUUUAUCUGCAAUUUAGACAAAUUACGAUUCCCCCUGUCGAAAGUUUACGUUACGCCUUUGUAAACGCGAAUGGAAGGCGGUUCGAUGGAACGUCAACGAUACCAUCUCGAGCAGCCUAUUUUCCAGACUCCGAACUAGCGAGGAAUUAGCACUGUGUGCAGAGGGACGUGUGGAUGUGCAUGUGCAUCAAACAAGUUAACAGACCCCGGUAAUGAUACUGCAUACGGCUAUGUAGGAUCGAUUCUUAUCUCGUCGCCCACGUGGAUGAUCUGUACAAAACGAAAGAAACUAGAACAAGUUAAUCGAAACCGUACGACGUGCAGAGAACAGCAGCAGGCGAGCAAUAGCGGUAAACGAGAAUUAAAAAAAAAAGAACAGAAACAAAAAGAAGAAGAAGAAAAAGUAGAAGAAUGGAUGCGCAAAAUUCACCGAUUACGUUAGCUAAUCAUGUGCAAUGUACUUAUUGAUAUUGUAUAUACACACACAUUACUGACAACGUG
Messenger RNA from Megalopta genalis, 2941 nucleotides. RefSeq names its product activin beta chain dawdle (gene daw). Gene Ontology annotation, molecular function: cytokine activity; growth factor activity. Gene Ontology annotation, cellular component: extracellular region. NCBI's taxonomy places the organism in Eukaryota, Metazoa, Arthropoda, Insecta, Hymenoptera, Halictidae. The record is from RefSeq and is a predicted model, not a curated record.